UCACUUCACUCUCUCAUUUAGCAAAUGGAAACGUGGGGCUUAAGGACUACUUGUAGUAGCAGUGUUUCUGCCACCUACUAAUGUCAGGCUGACAGAUAAACAGUAGCUGUGUUUCUUCUACUGUGGGAAUCCCCGUAAGCAUCCGUUGUGUCCUUGGCCAGGAAGCCCCAUUGAUGAAAGAGGUUUAGGGCCUUGUCUCCAGAGGUGUCCUUUCACAACAUGCCAAUGCCUGGGGAUAUCUGGGGACUACCACUGCGUCACUCACAAGACUUCCUCAUCAGCCCAAAGCUUCUUGCUUGACUCAGCACAUGACUUGCUGUUAAUCCAGGGGCUGUGUUGCAAUCUGGGGCAGCAGCUGCCAAUGGGGCAUGUAGAGCAGGGGAAACUUGGAGAUGUUGAAAGGCCAUUGGAACUAACCGCCCAUCACUCCCCUUCAAACAUGUAUAAAAGGAAGAGACUCAGCCUCUCCAUCCUGGGCUUUGCAGGCGCAGGACAUCUCUCUGUGGCAUCAUGUGGGCCAAGAAUAUUACGGGGAACUUUGCUAAUGUGAUCCAUGGGUUGAAUUCAAGCCACCUGACCGACCGAGUCAUUCAGAGGAGCAAACGGAUGAUUCUGGAUACUUUGGGGGUCGGACUGGUGGGCACCAGAACCGACAUCUUCCAGAAGCUCAUCCAGUACAGCAAGAUCUACAGCUCGGAUUCAUCCAGUUCUGUCUGGGGAUGCUCAACGCUCAAGCUGCCUCCGCUCUACGCAGCAUUGGUGAACGGGGUGGCGAUACACUCCAUGGAUUUUGAUGAUACGUGGCAUCCAACCACCCAUCCUUCGGGGCCAGUGCUGUCAGCCCUCAUGGCCGUUGCUGAAGGUGUGGCUGAAAAACAAAGGAUUUCUGGCUGUGACUUGCUCUUGGCUUUCAACGUUGGGAUUGAGGUGCAAGGCAGACUGAUGAGCUUCUCCAAGGAGGCCAGCAAUCUUCCUAAAAGGUUCCACCCACCCUCCAUUCUUGGCACCAUGGGAAGUGCUGCAGCCACCGCAAAACUCCUGGGUUUCGACCAAUCCAAGUGCAAGGAAGCCCUGGCUGUAGCCGCCUCGUAUGCCGGUGCCCCACUGGCCAACGCAGCCACCCAGACCAAACCACUUCACAUGGGCAAUGCCAGCCGGCAUGGUGCGGAAGCGGCUUUCCUGGCCUCUCUGGGCCUGCAAGCCAGCAAACUGAUUCUGGACCUCGAGUCAGGGUUUGGGGCCUUUUACACAGAUUACCUGCCCCAGACACUGCCAAGCCUGCAGUCGUACUCUUGGUUGUUGGAUCGACAAGAUGUGGCCUUCAAGAGCUUCCCAGCACAUCUGGGGACACACUGGAUGGCUGAAGCUGCCCUGGCAGUAAGGAAGCACCUUGCACAGAGUGGGGGGCCCCUGCCCACUAGCCACAUCAAGGCCAUUGUGCUCGAUGUCCCCAGUAUUAGAUAUGUUGAUCGGCCAUUUCCUUCUUCUGAACAUGAAGCCAGGCACUCCUUCCAGUUUGUCGCCUGCGCAGCACUGCUAGAUGGCUUCAUCUCGGCCGAAUCCUUCAUUCCGCAGAGCCUGUCCAGGCCGGAGUUGAAUGGCCUCCUCCAAAAGACCAGUAUGAAGCAUUCUCCGGACAAUCUUCCCAGCUUCAACAGCCUUUACUGUGGGGUCAAAGUCAUCUUCCAAGAUGGAAACACUUGGGAAGAGCGUUGUGAAACCUUCUAUGGCCACUGGAGGAAGCCCUUGAGCCACAGGGAUUUGGUGAAGAAGUUCCACUGCAAUGCCACUGCUGCGGUCUCCCCAGAAGUGGCUGAAAGCCUAGUAGAAACAAUUGAUAAGCUGGAAAACCUGGAAGACUGCGGGGACUUAUUCUCACUUCUUCAAGGAGCUGAGCUGGCAAAAGAUUUGCGGCAACAGAAGAGGGAGACUUUGUGAGGCCUACCUGUCCCCAGAAGGACCUUCCUAGCCUGGGCUUAAUGAUCAGCCACAAUCUAGCAUCAUCUGAGCUUCCUUGAUUCCUGUCUAAUCUUAUGCACUUAUUUGUUAAACGGCCAUUACUUGAUUAAGUUCACACCUACUGAAGCAGUAGGUGUGAACUUAAAUAGACUCCAGAAGAUGGUAGAGGACAGGAAGACCUGGAGGAACAUUGUCCAUGGGGUCACGAUGGGUCGGACAUGACUUCGCAAUUAACAACAACAACUUGAGGACCAGAUUCUGAAUGGGUUCUCCCCUGUGGAAGAGUUGGAUAAUUUAUUGCCCCCACUGGCAAGGCAUGAACUAUGGUUCUCCUUGCACUAAUGCCAUGUACUGGUAGUCCUCAAUAUAUAACAGUUUGUUUAGUGGCCAUUCGAAGUUACAAAGGCACUGGGAAAAAAUGAAUUAUGACCGUUUUCCACACUUUGGGCUG
Crotalus tigris (Tiger rattlesnake) is the source of this 2410-nucleotide messenger RNA. RefSeq names its product aconitate decarboxylase 1 (gene ACOD1). The transcript is spliced from 5 exons. Lineage: Eukaryota; Metazoa; Chordata; Lepidosauria; Squamata; Viperidae. The record is from RefSeq and is a predicted model, not a curated record. Bases 511 to 1938 code for a protein of 475 amino acids. Gene Ontology annotation, molecular function: lyase activity.